Molecule: messenger RNA, 1047 nt
Organism: Spizellomyces punctatus DAOM BR117
Lineage: Eukaryota; Fungi; Chytridiomycota; Chytridiomycetes; Spizellomycetales; Spizellomycetaceae
Exons: 2
Coding region: 1-1047 (348 amino acids)
Source: RefSeq, a predicted model, not a curated record
AUGGCCAUCAAAAUCAUUCAUGGUUCCACUACAUAUGGUCCUAUUCGCAGUCCGUCGACUAUAAGAUUUAUAUGUACAGCCCUGAAGAUUCCCUUUCGGGCAAGCCCAAGUUUGCGCGGGAUUUCGGAUCCCACUAAAGCCUACUCCGCCCAGGAACCGGAUGCUAGCGUGGUUGCCGGGUUGUACGAGCUAACAAGCAAAAGCGACGUGGUUUGGGACGACUCCAUAGAUGCGGAAGGUAUGGCAAAGGACUGCAAGCCUACUGCUGACAAACAAGGAGGAAACACCUUUCCCAGACCGAAGCUUGAAGCUCCAACACCUACGUUCGAUGUUUCAGCUGUAAUGGAAAAAAAGGAACCGAACACAGACCUUGAUGUCGGAAUUGAAGCUCUGUUGUUUGUCGUUUCAAGCAUCCCUGCACGUUAUUUCAAGUAUAACAAGAUACUAGCAGCAAAAAUGGACCAGGCGCUGGCGGAGGUGGACAUCUUGCAGCAAUCGCUGAACGAUCUUUAUGGUGACACCAAGAAGGCCCGGUGUGAGUCCAGCACUACAAACAUCCCGCUUGAGACAAUGCGCACGUUCAUCCAGUACCGGAUAGCGACCAUCUUAUCCGAUGUUUGGUCUUCCGUUUGGCACAAAUUCGGUCCGAAGUAUCGAAAGUAUCAUGUAACAGAUGUAACAACCUCUGCAGCGCUGGAAAGAGCCGAACACUGUCUAAAUCGCCUUCAUGUAUGGCGCCGCACAAUGGACGCACAAACUUGGAAUCAGAUGAAAAACAGCUCAACCAUGGGUCACUUAAUCAACGUCGCUAAGCUUUGGCGACGAGGAAAAUACAACCCGCCUGUUGUUGAGAUAGAUAUGGCAAACGUGUUCGGCGAAACCUCCUGGAGAUAUCUUACCCGUCCUGCUCACAGCCCAAGAGUUCCCUCGAACGAGUGCACUCAAAUGGUAGACUCAUUAUCCGCUUUACGAGCAGUACGUCUGUUGUUUAUUGAUGCCAUGAUCUGGAGCGAUCGUCACGGCUUGCCGAGAUACCAGAAGGCGUAA